AAUGUCACCUGACGGAUUUGUUUAUCCUGAGAUAGAUUUUUUCGGUAAUCAUUGACUCGUCGGGUUCUUGCGCAAUCUGAUCUCAAAACGCUGCCCACGCAUCAUGUUGGAAUAAAUGCUGCAACCGAGGCGAAUGCAGAUUGUGCUACUCAGACGAACAGUGGCCCAUCGCAAACAUGCUCCUGUGGUGGAUUCUCGCAGCCUUUGCGGUUUACCUUUCAUUCCGCUUCCCUCGCCAUUGCCAGGACGUCAAAUACAUCGUGACACUUCUGCGGAUACGGCGCAAAGUCUUCCGCUACAUCCAGAGCAACUACACCAUCCUGGAGCACUUUUUGGAGACGGCGAAAAGGCAGCCGCACAAGCCACUGCUCCUCUUCAAAGACGAGACGUUCACGUACCAGGACGCCGACCGGCUCAGCAACCAGGCCGCCAGGGUGCUGCUGCAAAGCGGCCUGGUGAAGCAAGGCGACACGGUGGCUUUGUUCGUAGCCAACGAGCCCAUGUUCGCGUGGCUCUGGUUGGCUCUGUUCAAGCUCGGCUGUUCGGCGGCUCUCCUCAACUCCAACAUCAGGUCCAGGUCUCUGCUGCACUGCUUCGAGUGCAGCGGCGCCCAAGUCCUGCUGGUGGCCCAAGACUUGCAGGGCGCCGUGGAGGAGGUGCUACCAGAGCUUCUGGAGCAGCAGGCGACGGUGUUCUUCAUGGGGCGCACACGCACCAGUGCAGGCAUGCACAGCUUCACAGAAAAGAUGAGCCACGCGUCAUCUGAACCCAUCGCCCACGAUUUGAGAUCACAUACGAACAUGGGAAGUCCUGCUGUCUACGUGUAUACCUCAGGGACUACAGGUCUCCCUAAGGCAGCUGUGCUAACUCAUACCAAACUGUGGCACAUGACUAUGACUCUGCGCUCGUGCGGAUUGACCUCCUCCGACGUGCUAUAUAUCAGCCUCCCUCUCUAUCACACCUCGGGACUCGUUGGAUUCGCAGGAGCCAUUGAGCUAGGUAUCACAGUUGCCCUGAAGGAUAAGUUCUCUUCAUCUCAAUUCUGGGAUGACUGCAGGAAAUACAACGUGACUGUCGUACAGUACAUUGGCGAAAUAAUGCGUUUCGUCUGUAACACGCCAAAGAAACCCAACGACCGAAGUCACAAAGUAAGACUCGCAAUCGGCAACGGCAUCCGAGCCAACGUUUGGAGAGAUUUCUUAAGCCGCUUUGGAAACAUUCGAAUCCUGGAGCUUUACGGCGCAACGGAGGGGAACUUUGUUUUUCUGAAUUACUGCGGCAAGAUCGGAGCCGUGGGACGAGACAACUUCUUGCACAGAUGGCGUCAUCCCUUCGCACUGAUCAAGUAUGAUGCGGACCGGGGGGAACCUCUGAGGGAUUCAUCAGGUCUCUGCAUCCAGGUUCCCAAAGGCAAGCCUGGCCUACUGGUGUCGGAGAUAUCUGCGACGACGCCAUUCUUGGGCUACGCCAGAGAUCUGCAGCAGACUGAGAAGAAGAAGCUGCACGACGUCUUAAAGAAAGGAGACGUCUACUUCAACACCGGCGACUUGAUGCUCAUCGACAAAGACGGCUUCGUUUACUUUCAAGACCGCGUUGGCGACACUUUCAGGUGGAAGGGAGAGAAUGUGUCCACUAAUGAAGUGUCUGAUGUCAUCACUCAGGCUGAGUGCGUUUCCGAGGCCAGCGUGUACGGCGUGGAAGUGCCAGGCAAUGAGGGGAGAGUAGGCAUGGCGGCCAUCGCGCUAAAAGACGGACAUACGUUUGACUCCGCGGGCGUCUUCGAGCACCUCGAAAGCUUCCUGCCGAACUACGCCAGGCCGCGUUUUAUCAGGAUUCAGGUAUUCGGAUCAUCUGGUUUCCGAACGAGACGUCCUCGCAAACGUCACGCCGUGAUACUUUACUUGCAGAGCUCUUUGGCUGUCACGGGAACAUUCAAGCUCGUGAAGGCCAAACUGGUUCAGGAGGGCUUCAACCCUUCCGCCAUCAUGGAUCCUCUCUAUUUUCUGGAUGACAAGGAGAAGAAAUAUGUGCCACUUACAAUGGAUAUAGCGCAUGCGGUUAUAUCAGGCAAUAUCAAAAUCUAACUCGUUUGUUGCAUACUUGUUUCAUAAUUAGUACUUUGUUUGGUUUGUUUUUGCCGUGACUUUGUUUUGUAACACUAUGUCUCUCUUUGUGCUCUUAUACAAUAAUUAGUAACCAACAGUAAAUGCGAUAAACCAUGACUGUACGUUGCAAAUGUCCUGCCAGGUCAAAUAUUCAAAUAAUAAUAAUAAUAAUAAUAAAGGAAUUUGCUGCUAUUUCUAACACAAAUGACCAUCUACCAAUACAUGUCUUCUAUUUUGUAUCUGUGUUGGGAUGGCCUACAAACACUCAUGCACAUAGUUGUCACAUGUCAUGGUUUUCUGUUUUUGUUCAAUUUGCACGGUUAAGACAUCUUCCAUCAUAGAUUCGUUGUCAAUCAAAAGACAGCCGCGAACUGUUAAGGUGGAUGUUUUGGUGGAGGAAAAGGGUGUCAGGUCAAGUGCAGGGAAGCGGGAGUGCGGGAAACGCCAAAGAAAGGAUUUAUUACCCAAAAACAAGAAGGCAAAAAGCCACGUGGAAUUCUCAAAAAUACGUCAUUAAUAAAGUCUCAAGAGCAAACGCUUGAAAGGAACGCUCGGGAUAAGCUCACCACAACUUGGUAACUUUUCCAACAAUAGUGUAUCUAUCGUGAGGAUGCCCGUGGCUAUUCUCAUUCUCAGGCCAUCGGCAUCCAAUCGGUCCACUGUUGCCUCCUACCAGUCAGGGCGAAGCUAUUUUCCGUAUUCAAACUAAGGAGAACGGUGAUCCAGUAAGAGCGACGCUAAUGAACAUAUUGAACAAUAAGGAGAAGUCCAGCCGCUGCCCCGCUGCGUUUGGGACCGACUAGGACGUCUUGAAAAAGGGCAUUCUGGGCAUUUUCAACCCAAAUGAUCUCGCAAACCUGAUAAAAGGACAUCAAAGAUGGUUUUUAAAAAAUGGUGUGGCAUGGGAUCUUUCGUAUUUUUGUUGUUUUGUCGGCCGCUGUAACAUUAUGCGCCGUUUGGACGUCAACGCCGCACUUGAACAUAGGAGAAGCAAAUCUUCUUCGAGAUGGCGUGAGGAGCUCAGAGUCCUGCGCCUUAUGGUCUUG
Messenger RNA from Phycodurus eques (leafy seadragon), 3151 nucleotides. Its product is annotated as long-chain fatty acid transport protein 2-like. The record is from RefSeq and is a predicted model, not a curated record. The coding region runs from base 177 to 2084 and encodes 635 amino acids. NCBI's taxonomy places the organism in Eukaryota, Metazoa, Chordata, Actinopteri, Syngnathiformes, Syngnathidae. The transcript has 9 exons. Gene Ontology annotation, molecular function: long-chain fatty acid-CoA ligase activity; long-chain fatty acid transmembrane transporter activity.